Messenger RNA from Truncatella angustata, 1363 nucleotides. Its product is annotated as ubiquitin carboxyl-terminal hydrolase. Gene Ontology annotation, biological process: ubiquitin-dependent protein catabolic process; protein deubiquitination. The record is from RefSeq and is a predicted model, not a curated record. Bases 237 to 1190 code for a protein of 317 amino acids. Gene Ontology annotation, cellular component: cytoplasm. The transcript has 3 exons. Lineage: Eukaryota; Fungi; Ascomycota; Sordariomycetes; Amphisphaeriales; Sporocadaceae. Gene Ontology annotation, molecular function: cysteine-type deubiquitinase activity.
GUCCAGUCAUUACGUAUCCCAUCAGAGCUUUCAAUCUUCUUGGCCUCAAGCUGCUGCAUACACCGGAAGCUCCUUCUUCCAAGAACGACGACGACCAAAUCCGAACACUUUACCUCGGAAAACCUAUUGCAAUAUCUCAGUCGACGAAGGCUCGUCGCCUCCACAUACAGACGCACCUUCUCAUUGUAUACCAUCUUUUGGUUUCGCUGAGCUGAAGCAGCUCACAGGUUGCUGAGAUGAGUGGCGGAUGGAACACCAUUGAGUCGGAUGCUGGCGUCUUCACCUAUCUGCUCGACAACCUCGGGGUCAAGGAUGUCCAGUUCGAAGAGCUAUUAACCCUCGAGCCCGAUGCCCUGGCAUCUCUGUACCCAGUCUAUGGUGUCAUUUUCCUCUUCAAAUAUCCCACCGACAAGCCCUACACGUCAACCGACAAGCCCCUCGACGGCGACUUUGAUCGCGAUGCUGCCGAGAGCAACUUCUUCGCCGCCCAGACCAUACAGAAUGCCUGCGGCACCCAGGCUCUCCUAUCCUGCCUUCUAAACAAGGAAGGCGAAGUGGACAUCGGCUCCUCCUUGCGCGACUUCAAGGAGUUCACCAUGAUGCUCCCACCUGAGUUCCGCGGUGAAGCCCUCAGUAACUCGGAGCUCAUCCGCGACGUUCACAACAGCUUUGCCAAGAGCAGCCCUUUUGUCGACGAGACACAGCGCACCGGCGGCGAGACGGAGGAUGCCUUCCACUUCAUCGCCUACACACCUAUCAACGGCACACUAUACGAGCUGGACGGUCUACAACCAGCACCCAUCACCCACGGCGCAUGUACAUCCGAGGAGUUCCCAACCAAGGUUAUGGAUGUGCUACAGAAGAGAAUAAACCGCUACGACACCACCGAGAUCAGGUUCAACCUCAUGGCUAUGGUGCGGGACCUGCGGAUAAAAGCACGCGAGAUUGGGGACGUGGACAUGUUGGAGCGGGAAGAGCGCAAGCGCAGGGAUUGGCAAUUCGAGAAUGCCCUAAGGAGACACAACUUCGUCGGCUUCGCUGGUGCCCUCAUGAAAGGCGUCGUCGAGAAGAAACUCAAGCAGGGCGACGGCGCAUAUGAGAAGUGGAUCGAGGAUGCCAAGGAGUCAACCAAGAGGCGUCUUGAGAGCAAGAGAAAGGGCGGUGCUGAAGAUGUUGAGAUGGAGGGCUGAUACUCGAAACCGCAAAACCCACAUCCCGCCAAAGCCAGCGCUUGUCAAGGUCCAUCGACAAGACAGCAAUGAAAGAUACCCUUAACUAGCUUGCGAUUGAGCCACUAUUCUGGCAUUUAGCCCAAUCUUAUCGGAGCCAUGAUGCCGUAUGCUUUGCGCAGACGCUGAGUGCA